Molecule: messenger RNA, 4266 nt
Organism: Paramacrobiotus metropolitanus
Lineage: Eukaryota; Metazoa; Tardigrada; Eutardigrada; Parachela; Macrobiotidae
Product: kinesin-like protein KIF21A
Exons: 24
Coding region: 502-3993 (1163 amino acids)
Biological process (GO): microtubule-based movement; mitotic spindle organization
Molecular function (GO): ATP binding; microtubule binding; microtubule motor activity
Source: RefSeq, a predicted model, not a curated record
ACCUAAUAAGAUCCUUUUGCAAUUUUCGUAGUCUGUUUUUGGCAUUUUUAUCAAGAUAAGUAUUUACGUUAGUAAGUCAUCAGUAUUGAGCGUAAAACAUUCCGUGGUCGAAACUCGCAGUGCUGAGAACCUCUACAGUAGCGCACUGACGAAAGUGGCAGUUUAAUAUGACCGUGUUUGGUUAACUUGCGAAGUUGCGACAGCAGUGGGAUGUUUUUGGCUGCUUCAUUGGAUUUUGCAUGGCUCACCAUUUCGAAAUUGUCUUUUAAUUUGGAAUUUUGGCUUAUUUUGAAGGACUGAAACCAUCUUCAGUUGGCGAGUAUGGUGUCCAAACUGGUACUGGAAAUCGACGAGCAAAGAAAAGGAUACUUUCGGUCCUGUCGAAAAUAUCGUGCAUAUAGGUGUGUUAACGUGAUGCAGUGAAUUGCGUGAUCGAUUGGGUUGUAAAAUUUGGAGCAGUUAGUGAGCACUGGAUUUGGUUUGGGUUUGUUGUGAGAAAAGAUGACACCGGACGACAAGACAUCAGUUCGCGUAGCUGUCAGGGUUCGUCCUCUGUCAGCUCGUGAACGAGAGGAGUUUCAGUCCGCUUGUUUGGCCGUGGCCCUCGCCGAAUCGCAGAUUAUUAUUGGAACCGAGCGGGCCUUCACCUUUGAUUAUACUUUCAACUCUGAUACGGAACAAAAUGAUGUUUUCCAUAUUACAACUAAGGAACUUGUUGACGGAUGUUUUGCUGGUUUCAAUGCAACCGUCUUGGCGUAUGGACAGACUGGUUCAGGGAAAACCUAUACGAUGGGUACAGGGUUUGACGUGAGCAUUCCAGAGGAAAAUUUGGGAAUUAUUCCAAGGGCGGUUGAAUACAUUUUUCAAACAAUCCGUGCAAAACAGAUAGAUUGUGUUCAACAGCAGCUGCCACCACCGGUCUACGAUAUCACGGUUCAGUUUAUCGAGCUGUACCAAGACGAACUGAUUGAUUUACUGGACCGAGCCACCCGCCCUGUUCUUAAAAAGAGGUCGAAGCCGCCAAGACUGGGUGAGGACAAGAAUGGGAACGUCUGUCUGUUCGACGUGUGUACAAAACCGGUGCAAGCACAGGAAGAGGUCAUGGAUUGGCUGAAACAAGGCGCUCUAGCUCGGACAACGGGAGCCACAAAUAUGAACGCACAAUCAUCCCGCUCUCAUGCAAUUUUCACUAUCCACAUAAAGCAGAGUAUUCAACAGUUACCAGAUGAGAAUGACCCCUCUCCCCAAUUUCUGACAACGUCAGCAAAAUUUCACUUUGUGGACUUAGCCGGCUCCGAGCGACUGAAGCGAACCAAAGCAACCGGGGAUCGCGCCAAAGAAAGCAUUGCUAUCAAUAGUGGACUGCUUGCUUUGGGGAAUGUUAUCUGCAAAUUGGGUGACAAGGCGCUGAAAGCCACGCAUAUACCUUACCGGAGCAGUAAGCUUACCCGUUUGCUGCAGGACUCUUUGGGUGGAAACAGCCGGACUGUGAUGAUUGCUUGCGUGUCACCGGCGGAACAAGAUUUCGUGGAGACGUUAAAUACUUUGCGCUAUGCAAAUCGAGCCCGCAAUAUACAGAACAAAGUCUCAGUUAAUCAAGACAAAACGGGACAGACGAUUUCACUGUUGCGAGCACGGUGUCAAGAGUUGGAAAUGCAAUUACUAGAGUACCAGCAGGGCAAGCGGCAACCAGGUGUUGAUGCGUACAACGACAUGUUUAUCGAAAACAAUACGCUGCAAAAAGAGAAUGAAUCGUUAAGGCAGAAACUGAAAGACAUUGCGGAGGAGCUGCAAGAAAAACAACAGCGUAAUAAUGAACUGCGUGCAGAGAUUGAGCUGCUGCGAGAGCCGCGCAAUGAUAAAGUCUUCAGCCCAUCGCCAGAGAAUCUCACCGACUGUGAUAAGAUUAGAUUGCAUUACUGCUCUCUGUUGGAAGAAGCCGAGUCUAAUUUAAAAAAGAAAGAAGUGGAACUGGAGCGUGCACGCAGUACCAGUCGAACACCUCCAACUUCACCGUACAAAACUCUGUCGGAUUCGGGCUCUAGGACGUACCGCAUUAAAAGGGCCAAACCCCGGACACCUGUUUCAGACGAUAAAGUCAACGGAGAAAGAAGCCUCGAAGGGUCGCGGAUCGAGGAUGAUGAUGAUGUUUUUGGGCUAGAUGAGUUAUCUCAUGAAGAUGUGAACCAUCAGAUAAACGUGGCAGAAAUAGAGGAGCAGAUUCAGGAAAAAGAGAAACGACUGUCAGAGCUCGUCGAAGAGUUGGAUGCUCAAAAACAAAAUUACGAAAGUAAAAUCCAACAGUUGACCUCUCGCAUACAGGAAGUCGAAUUGGAACGAAAUGCUUACCUCAAUGACUGCCGAACGAAAAAAGGCAUGAGUCAAGAAGAAGUACGCGCCCGUGACGUUAAGUAUCAGGAACAGUUGGAAGAUCUGCGGCAGAAGUUGAAGAGCGCUCAUGCCCUUCGUGAUGAAAACAAACGGCUGCAUAAGACCAACGCAACCUUCCAGCAUAAAGUGUCCAGUUUGGAGACUGAAAUCGGGCAACUCAAGAGGUUAAAAUGCGAAAUUAUGAAAAAGGUUGAAAAGGACAGCAAACUAGCCCGGCAGAAAGAUAUCGAGCAGACCCGUGCCAUUAGUCAAAAAGAUAAGGAAUCUCGUAGCGUCCGUAAGGAAAAUGCUGAUCUCAAACAGACGGUCCAUCAGCUGACGGCUAAGUCGAAUCGUCUCAGGGACGAAUUGCAGGCAGCCCGGCGCGUCCAGAAAGGUGGGAUGACUGAUAUGGUGGCCGGUCGUAUAGGCAAACGACUUCCUGACGAGACACUAAUGAAAUUGGCGUGGGAGGACUUCUUGAAAAAUUUCCAUGCCGUUGUUUACAAGCGAAUGCGCUUACGGGCAUUUGAGAAGCAAUUGGAGCAGUACGGGUUAGAACUGAAAAAUCUUAGGGAACAAGCAUCAGAUCUCGAAAAGCGAAUCUCAUUGGCUGCCGAAAAGCAGGAUUUUGCGAUGGUGGACUCUUUGAAAACGCAGUUGAACGAUACGAAAGCGACGAUCCAUUUCAUUUCUCAGCAGAACACUGAGAUUCAAAACGAAGCUGCCUCAUGCGAAGAAACCCUCGAAGAGUAUAACUAUAUGGAUUCAGCUUUUCUUCGGACCAAAUUUGCAGAUGAGUUCGCCAGUCGGUAUUUCGUUGAACAUUUGUUGGAACUAUGCCAGGGACAACAUGAACGUAUCAAUACACUGGAAAAAGAUGCCCGAACGCGAACUGACGAGCAUUUAUUUGUAACGAAAGAACGGGACAUACUACGGGUCAUUCUACAGGCGUAUAUGAUGGACUCUCCUACGCAGACCAAAGUCGAAAUAACUGAUUUCGCGCGAUCUCAUCUAAAUGCCAACGGAAUACAAAGCAAACAGAAUGACGAUAUUAUUCAAAAUAUUCUUCUGGCGGCGCCACCCACUCCGCGCUGUAGCACAAAAACUAAGGCACGCCAAAUAACCUUGAAUGGAGUUGAGCAGAUGUUGUUAGCUAACGGAUCUAAUAAGUCGUCCUCUGUAUCGUCCGGUUCCUUGAGCACCGUUUCGGAUAGUUCGAUGUCGGACGUGUCUCCCAUUGACAUUCCGGACAGUGGUUGCAUAGCUGCAGUUGGGCCCUUCCGUCAGCCUCAGAUACCUCUUGCUCUUCGUUUAAAAAAGGAUCACAAAAACAAAAAAGGAUUUUUCAAUACACCAGGUUCCCUCGAUCAAAAUAUGCAUGUUCUGAAAAGCGAAAAUUUGGCCUCCCCUUCCAAAAAUGGCCCAAACCGUUCCUCUAGCCUUAAUGAAAUAGCCUCAGUUGCUACGAAUUCGUCCAGUAAAUCUUUUGUGUCCGCAAGUCAUUCCUUGGAAAAUUUAGCCCCGCCGUUUGUGCAGAAAUCUCAGCCACCAGUUCGGCGUCAUCCGUGUCAGGCCAAUCUCAACGUCAAACCGAAUACGGCGACACCAGCUCGGAAAUGAAUCCAGAGAUAAUUAGAGAUAAUUUAUCCGUUUCGUUAUUUUUCAGCGACAAGAAUUUUCGCUGUGUGGGUUGAAUUUUCUGUGCCUUAAUGCAAGAUAUUUCAGAACUUUGCUGUGUUAGAAUGUCAGACCAAAACUGUCAGAGCGUUUAUAUCUUCUGACUUUUGCUCCUUUGUGUACGUUUGCCUGUUGUAUUGAAGUGUACACAUUUUUGUAGCAUUUGACGUUUGAAAAGUAUUAAACUAUUCAAUCAACAUACGAAACGAAAUUAUU